AUGAAAAUUUACACAGUUUUAGUGCUGACCUUAUUUUUAAAAACAUACUCUGCAGAUAUUUUAUCAUGUGGAAGUUCACUUGGAUAUUCGAUUCCAACCAUGUGCCGAAUAUCAGGUGGAUCAGUUGCUGAUGGAGAAUCUCUUCAAAUUUCAAAUGCAAAUGCAAAUAUUACAACCUUGUCAUUUUCCAAUACAGAAUUUACAUCAAUUCCAGCAGAUACUUUUGUAAAGUUUCAAAAUAUUAAAGUUUUUUAUGUGACAAACAAUAAUUUAAAAAGCUUUUAUGGUUCCAGUUUUCAAAACGCAAAACAGCUUACGCAAAUGUCUUUAUUUACUAAUCAAAUUACAGCAAUACCAAAUCAAGCAUUUUCAUUAUGCUCGUCAUUAAAUAAACUAUCAAUCUAUAACAAUCCGAUCAUAGAUCUAAGUGAGAGUCCUUUUGCAGGUCUUACACAAUUACAAGAACUGUCACUUGAAGACCUUCCGCUCGAAUCGUUUGAUUCCUCUAUCUUUGUGCAUCUUCCUGCUUUAGAAAAGCUUGAUAUUACAAACUGCAGUCUUAGAGUUAUCGAUAAAGACUUUUUGGACAGCAACUUAAAUAUAACGGAAAUAAAAUUGUACGAUAAUGAUAUAGUGACAAUUGAAGAUGGUGCCUUUUCUACUUUAGUAUCACUGAAUUAUUUGGAUGUAAGUUACAACUUGUUGACUUCAUUGAAAACAGUUUAA
Chironomus riparius is the source of this 726-nucleotide messenger RNA. The record is from the annotation of a GenBank genome assembly. Lineage: Eukaryota; Metazoa; Arthropoda; Insecta; Diptera; Chironomidae.